AUGAAGUUCCUACGAGAAGAACCCGCAAUGCCCUCGCAACCCCCAUCCCCAACGGACUGGGCAGCCCACUUCAAAGCCCGCGACGCGGCAUACCACACCUGCACAGCGCGAACGGUAACGCGCUAUUAUCGCUUCGAUGGGCGCGUUGUGGUCAAGUAUGGGCAGCGGGAGUAUUAUUGCGUUAAUCCAGAUGCAGAUAUAGACACAGACACAGACACAGACACAGACACAGACACAGACACAGACACAGACACAGACACAGACACAGACACAGACACAGACACAGACACAGACACAGACACAGACACAGACACAGACACAGACACAGACCGCACCCCAGCGCCCCCAAGCUCUUCCCUCAACUCUGCACCCGCCAACUCAACCCCUGAAACCAACGACGCAAAUCACCCAGAUAAACGCUGCUCCUCGGAUACCCCCGCCGCCGCCUCGGCAGCCGAUGACAAAGCCCACGACCGUGCAAACGACGCUGCUGAUGAUGAUAAUGGUGUCGGUGCGAAUUCAAACACAGACUCCCUCCUCACCUCCCUCGCUUUAUCCGCACACCACGCAUUCGACGCAUCGAUGAACGCCCGCGAUCGGAGGAAUCGCGGGCGCUGGAUUGGUGAGACUCGUCUUGCUGAGCUGAAGGGUGGGCGGGUGCCGGUUGCAUCGGGUGGUGUUGGGCAUGGGGAGGUGGAGGUGGAAACGCUGAAGUUGUAUGAUUUAAGCUUGCAAUCUAAAGACUGUGAGGAUGGUGAGGGGAGGGGAAAUGUGGUGGGGUUGAAGGGGAGGAGGGAUUCGUUGGCUGGCGGGGAUGAGGGCCGUGAUGUGUGA
Molecule: messenger RNA, 834 nt
Organism: Ascochyta rabiei
Lineage: Eukaryota; Fungi; Ascomycota; Dothideomycetes; Pleosporales; Didymellaceae
Exons: 1
Coding region: 1-834 (277 amino acids)
Source: RefSeq, a predicted model, not a curated record